UACCUGGAGAGACGCCGGAAGAACAACGAAGCGGCCAAGAAGUCACGUGACUUGAGGAGGUUGAAGGAAGAGCACAUGGCAAAGAAGGCCAAACUGCUUGAAAAUGAGAACGUCAUGUUGAAAGCUCAGAUUCGAACGCUGGCAGACGAGUUG
Messenger RNA from Helobdella robusta, 153 nucleotides. RefSeq lists its product as hypothetical. Gene Ontology annotation, biological process: regulation of transcription by RNA polymerase II. The annotation marks the transcript as partial. Gene Ontology annotation, cellular component: nucleus. The record is from RefSeq and is a predicted model, not a curated record. The transcript has a single exon. Gene Ontology annotation, molecular function: DNA-binding transcription factor activity, RNA polymerase II-specific; RNA polymerase II cis-regulatory region sequence-specific DNA binding. Lineage: Eukaryota; Metazoa; Annelida; Clitellata; Rhynchobdellida; Glossiphoniidae.